Molecule: messenger RNA, 1973 nt
Organism: Tilletiaria anomala UBC 951
Lineage: Eukaryota; Fungi; Basidiomycota; Exobasidiomycetes; Georgefischeriales; Tilletiariaceae
Exons: 1
Coding region: 128-1714 (528 amino acids)
Biological process (GO): regulation of DNA-templated transcription
Cellular component (GO): nucleus
Molecular function (GO): DNA-binding transcription factor activity; transcription cis-regulatory region binding
Source: RefSeq, a predicted model, not a curated record
GCGCAUUCUGCAGCAGCCCGGUGGCACGUCAUCUGCAUCGGCCCACCAGCCUCACCAAGACGGCCCCGAGCAGUCACAGGAUGCAUUCAGCCACGCUGCAUCUGCGCAGCCGAUCGCCAAGAAGCGCAUGAAACAUCGCUCCAGCAAAGACGACGUGCAAGCGAGCGUGAGCGCCGCCGACACCAAUGGGAAAGCCCUGCAGAAGGCAGAGCGCAAGGCUGCGCGUAAAGCAGCACGCAAAGCAGUGAAAAGGCGUGAAAAGGCAGAGCAUAAAGCCGCGGCGACCGCCGCGGCAGCGGUCGAGGGUACGACAUCCACCUAUCAGAUCCAGUCAUCCCGGAACGACAUUCAAGCUCAAACCGAAUCGAAUCUUGACUCCUCAGAGGCCUUGGCCUCCCUACUGUGGCUCGAUCGCGCGCUGCAGGAUUCGGAUCUGCAGCAACCCGAUCAUGGUCCCAGUAGAGUCCCUCCGCCGCCGCCUCCGGCGCCAACGACAGCAACAGACGCUGUCGACUCUUCAGAGGCGCCCGCAAGCUGCGCAGACGCACAGAGUGCAUCUGUUGGCCCCGAAGAGCUAAACACCACAGCCCCGUCGCAGGCACAGCUUGUCCAGAAUGGCCAGAAGCGUGAUCGGAACAAGCCGUCGGUGCAACAGAGCGCAGACCAGGGGAGCUGCAGCACGAGCAGCAAGGCCCGUGUGACGCCCAAAGGUAAAGAAAAGGGGAACAUUGACCCAACGCCGGUCUCUGCCAUUCGGCUCGGUGCCACUUCCAGCGCCAAACUCGUGGCGGCGAGAAAGGUGGCAUCAGAACUGCAGUAUCGCAAGUCCGCGGCGAAGGGAGAUGAAUCCGUCGCCACGUCGAACGGCCAGAGUGGUGGCGGUGGCGUCUCUGCGGCAGACCCCGAUGCAGCAGCACGGUCUGCUCGGCAGCAACACGUCGUCGAUAACGCAAGAGGCUUGACGCACGAAGAGAUGCUUGCAGACAAAAUGUACGCGGACAACGAGCUAUACUGGCUCGCUGACGCGUACGGCCUGCAGUGGAUCCGGGGCCGCUUCACGAAAAUCGAAUCGGACGCCAUCAUGGAGGCGAUCGAUAAGUGGCGCAAGGGCCGCGGGUUGUCGGAGCAGGAGCUGCUCGACCAGCUGUUCAAGGAGUCUGCGUCGGCCAAGCGCACCAGGAAGGACCUCGAGGACGACAUGUGGUCCAUCGCGACGCGCGCCGCGCCGGGCCGUGCGUCUGUCGCGGUCCGCCGGCACGUCCGCGAGAAGCUCCGCCCGGGUAUGGCGAAAGGGCCCUGGUCCGUUGAGGAGCAGAUUGCCCUCGCCAAAGCUGUGCAGGAGUUUGGAGUCGGCAAAUGGACGAAGGUGUCCGAGCGCAUUGGUAGGAGUAUGGUUGAUUGCAAGGCGCGCUGGCGCACGAACCCGAACAUGCCCAGCGACGCCGGUCCUUCCACUCAAGCCCGUGUAAGCGGCGAGACGAGCCAGACUGGCGAAGCUGCUGCUUCUGGCUCCAGCGCUGCCGGUACGCCCAGCAAGCCAAGGCGCAAAUGGGCAAACCCGCAGGAUGAUCUGCUGGCGCACGCUGUGGACGAGUGGUGCCAGGAGAACGAUGCCAACCCCGCGACUGAUCGAAUUGGCUGGAAGGUCAUCGCGACGCGCUUGCAAAAAGAGCUUGGGGAUGUCACUGGCCAUCAGUGCAUGAAGCGCUGGUGAGUUCAACUUCAAGGGCUGUCUGGUACUGCAAGCGCAGGACAGAGCAGUUGCGCUGACCGCAUGCUGGCCCUUCUUCCCUCUUUCUCUUCUUUCGUUCUUGCUGCUUGUCUACAGGCUCAUGACACACCCUUCCAACGGCGUGCAGUCGAGCACGCGCAGGUUUGGUUUGGACGAUGGGCUCCUCUUGCUACAGCGGUGAGUGGUGCUUGCAAGCAUCGGCGUCAGGCUUACGACUUUGUCGCAACUCAGUUGCACAUGU